AUGCGUUAUGUGCUUUACAGCUUGCUGUUCCUCGCCCUCUUCACAAUUGACAUCAUGAUCCGUGCGGCGGCACGGGGAUUCGUGAUGCACAAGUACAGCUUCCUGAGCGAGCUCUGGAACUGCCUGGACUUUGUCGUCACCUGUGCCGGGGCCAUCGAGCUGUUUGGCACGGCCGUCGGGCUGGGCGCGCAGCUACAGCUACUGAAUUCGUUCCGGCCUUUCCGCCUCUUCAAGGUGCUCACCAUCUUCCUAGGUCUGCGGGACAUCGUGAACACCAUCAUCAAGGCGACGACGCGCAUGCUGGAGCUGAUUGUGCUGCUGUUCUUCUGCAUCUGGGUGUUCGCCACGUUCGGCCUACAGAUGUUCAUGUCGGUGCUGAAGCGGCGCUGCGUGGUAAGCAGCGAACGACUGGGUGUGGUGGACGCGCAGCUGUACAAGCACAUGGCGAACAACCGCAGCCUCUGGAUGCGCACGGGCGUUGACGAGGACGAGGAUCGCGACCGGUUGGGCUUUGCCUGCGGUAACCUACUGGCUGCCUAUACCUGCGAGCCGGGUUUCUCGUGCGUGACGGUGGACGUGGUGGAGGAGCGACGCGUGUUCCCGUCCUACGACAACGUGGUGGACGCUGUGCUUACCACCUUCAACAUAUUCAGCCUCGACAACUGGAACAUCCCGUACAACAUGUUACUGCAGGCUGUCGGUCCUGCAUGCUUCCCGCUCUUCCUGUGCACCGUGAUGUUCGGCUCGGCGUACCUGAUCAACCUCAUGCUUGCCGUCACCGUGCACACCUACGUCGGAGAGAACAACCUCAAGCGAGCUCGCAGACAACAGAUGGAGCAAGGGUCCCUAAUGGACUUGACACUCUUCCAAGAGAUAAGUGAUUUCGAGGUCAAUGUGGACCACCUGUACGUCCAGCCGCUCGUCAGCCUCGCUCAGAUACCUAGCGCCCACAAGGUGCGUCAGCUUCGCUUUCAGCAGCGGCUUCGCCGCGGUGAAGGGGAGGCCCUGACCCGCGAGCUGGGCUUCGGCGCUUUCGCCGACAUGGUCGUAGACGCGGCGAAUGCACCCCGGCCUCUGCUGCGAGCCGCCACGCGCGUACCGAAGCGACCGUCCGGCACCAGUAAUGGCGAGCAGUACAUCGACGCGCACGAGCAGCCGCUCUCUGCUGCAGUAGCGCCAGUGGCGGUACGCAUCGUGAAUGGUGCCAGCCGUCCACAACGUCAGCAUUCGGGAUCUCGAGUGGACAUCCCUCUGCGAGCGGACUGGGCCACCGUGCGACUCGUGUGCCUGGAGUUGGAGAAGAGUCCCAUCCUGGACCUCACCAUCCACGUUCUCAUCAUCCUCAGCACACUCUUUCUCGCCCUGGAUGGCAGCUACGCGAACGCUCAGUUCAAGAGCAUGCUCACCUGGGGAAACAUGGCGGCCAGCGUGGCCUUUUCCGUCGAGAUGACCAUCAAGCUGUCCGCUCGGGGCUGGUCCUUCUUCCAUAAGAAGUUCUCGGUGCUCGACCUGGGCGCCGUGGUGUGCAGCAUCACCUCCGACUUGCUCGUGCUGCUCCGCUUCGAAGUGGGCGUCCGCACUCGCUUCCUCCGCCUCUUCCGGCUCGUGUACGUGGCUCGCACGUGGGACACGCUCUUCUACAUGCUCAACAUGAUGCUGUCGCUGCUCAAGCCGCUCAUGAACCUGCUGCUCGUCAUCAUGCUCGUGGUCGUGGCGUUCGCCGUUGCCGCCGAGGACAUCUUCGACUCCGGAGACCGGAAGCCGAUGUCGCGGUGGAACAGCCACGAUUUCAUGCACAGCGUGCUUCUCAUGGUGCGCCUGUUCUGCGGCGACAUGUUCGAGCCGCUGGUCAACUGCUUCCACGAGGGCUACGGCAGGCUCCGAUGCGUGGCCUUCUACAGCGCCGUCUUCUUCGUGGGCAACUACGUGCUGCUUAACGUCUUUCUCGCUUUCCUGCUCAGCAGCUUCAACGUUGACAGGAUCGUCGAGAGGAACUCGCCCGGAGAGAUCCUCUUCGAGAAGAUUGUGUGCAAUUGCAAGUCCUGGUUCAAGCGCAAAUGGAAGCGAUUGACCCCAGGCUGGGCGAGCAACGCUUGGCGCGCGGCGCAGCGCCGAGCCCAAGCCCUGACCGGCCACCGAGCUUUCCGGCUCCUCGUGGCCCUCCUCAUUGUGCUCAGCAGCCUCGUGCUGUGUCUGGAAGGCGGCCCGAGACCGGCCAUGGUGCGCGGCCGACUGGAGCUGGCGAGUGCGCUGUUCACCGUGCUGCUCAGCGUGGACGUCGCCCUGGUGCUUGUCGCCAAGGGCCCGCACGCUUACUUCUCAUCGGGAUGGCACCUGCUUGACUUCAUCGUGCAGUCGACGUCGCUUCUGUACGAGGUUUUCGACGUGAUCGGCGUGCAGGGCUCGGUGAUCGACGUGCUGCGCGCCACCAGAGCUCUGAGGCCCGUGCGAAUCGUGUCCCUAUUGCCGGGGAUGAAGGUGGAAUUUCUGGUCGACGCGCUGGCCUCGUCGGUGCCGUCCAUCGGCAACGUGCUCGUUGUGUGCGCCUUCAUCUGGAUCAUCUUUGGCGUGGUGGGAGUGAGCGUGUUCGCGGGUCGCCUGUGGCACUGUGUCGACGCCAGGGGUCAGUCGCUCGACCCCGACCUGGUUCCCGACCGCGCCACCUGUCACAUGCUGGGCUUCACGUGGACCAACGAGAACGUGCAAUUCGACAACCUGGGCGAGGCGUCUCUCGCGCUCCUCCAG
Rhipicephalus sanguineus (brown dog tick) is the source of this 2745-nucleotide messenger RNA. RefSeq names its product sodium channel protein type 4 subunit alpha A-like. The annotation marks the transcript as partial. Gene Ontology annotation, cellular component: plasma membrane; voltage-gated sodium channel complex. The record is from RefSeq and is a predicted model, not a curated record. Gene Ontology annotation, biological process: membrane depolarization during action potential; sodium ion transmembrane transport; neuronal action potential. Gene Ontology annotation, molecular function: voltage-gated sodium channel activity. The transcript has 17 exons. Lineage: Eukaryota; Metazoa; Arthropoda; Arachnida; Ixodida; Ixodidae.